Molecule: messenger RNA, 249 nt
Organism: Rangifer tarandus platyrhynchus (Svalbard reindeer)
Lineage: Eukaryota; Metazoa; Chordata; Mammalia; Artiodactyla; Cervidae
Source: the annotation of a GenBank genome assembly
AUGAAGGUCCUCUUUCUGUUCACUGUUCUCUUCUGUUUGGUCCAAAUGAACUCAGGGGAUGUUCCACCUGGAAUUAGAAAUAUUAUCUGCCUUAUGCAACAUGGAACCUGCAGACUUUUUUUCUGCCGUUCUGGUGAGAAAAAAUCUGAAAUCUGCUCCGACCCCUGGAAUAGGUGCUGCAUACCACAUUCAGAGGAAGAAAAAAAAUACAGACCAGAGAUGGAUGGCGAUCAGACACCUAGAACGUAA